AUGGCCAUCUCCACAGAUCGUCAGGAACCCCUGCAAGUCAUUGGAGGCUCCAUUGCCGGGCUGAUGCAGGGUAUUAUGCUGAAGCGCCUUGGCCACCACGUCCAAAUCUUCGAGAGAGCAACAUCAAAUGACCGCGCGGAAGGUGGUACCGGUAUCACUGUAGGCCCGGAUGCCCAGCGCUUCUACCAUCAAUACGAUCUCCUGAAGCAGUCGCUCUACGUUGAUAAUCCUGGUAUCCAGUUUAUGAAUGGCCAAGGCAAUGUCACGCGCUUCACUAAACGACCCAUGAAGAUGUCCUCCUGGAGUCUCCUGCACUUCAAUCUCAGGGCCAACUUCGACGGGCACAAGAGUAGUCUGUGUCCGGAUCCGCCGGCGCCAUGUGAGGGUGACGGUGAGGCAAUCUUUCACCUUGGGAAGAAGGUAAUCGGCGUGGAAUACGCCGAGGGUGACUCACGGGUUGCGGUGCGAUAUCAGGAUCUCUUGCAGGGCGAAAUCUGCACGGUCGACGGUGAUCUUGUAAUUGUUGCCGACGGCGCAAGCUCUUCCACCCGCACCCAGCUCCUUCCGGAGGUGAAACGCCAGUAUGCGGGAUAUCUGGCCUGGCGCGGCUAUGUCGAGGAAAGCCGUGUGUCGCAGGAGACAAGGAAGCUACUAGACCCUAACUUCACAUCGUUUUCAUUCACAGGAGGUUAUAUCCUAAGCUAUAUCAUACCCAGCAUCGACGGCAGCCUGGAGCCGGGAAAGCGCCGCAUCAAUUGGGUGUGGUACCAUGACUGCCCCGAGACGUCGCCGUCAUUCAAAGAGAGCCUGACCGACGCAGGGGGGCAUGUUUAUCGCAACUAUGUCCCUGUGGGACAGAUCCGCGCUUCUGUCUGGAAGGAGCGGGUUGAGAUGGCCUCCAAGAUCUUGAACCCACCUUUCGUGGAGUUGGUGAUGAAGACCGCUGCCUCGGCUGCAGCUAUCUCGGUCAUUCACGAUUAUGCUUCCCCGAAAGCGCUCUUUCAUAACGACAAGGUCUUGCUCGUCGGAGAUGCCCUUGCGCUGUUUAGACCACACGCAGCGCUGAGCUUCAACCAGGCAGCGCAAAACUGCCUGCUGAUGGAGGAUGUCAUGAGAAAGAAGAUCGAUCUGCACACGUGGGAGAAAGGCGUCACGGCGUAUGGAAAUCGGGGCCUGGCUAUCAAUGAGAUGCUCGGCGGGUUUAUGAUCUAUGGGACUCAAAAGCUAUCCUAA
Messenger RNA from Penicillium cinerascens, 1233 nucleotides. RefSeq lists its product as uncharacterized. Lineage: Eukaryota; Fungi; Ascomycota; Eurotiomycetes; Eurotiales; Aspergillaceae. The record is from RefSeq and is a predicted model, not a curated record. The transcript has 4 exons. The coding region runs from base 1 to 1233 and encodes 410 amino acids.